AUGCCUGCACCGACCGCUCCUGCAGUGCUCCCUAGGCAAGAUACUGGUAUCGUAGUUGUAGGUUACCAAGACAUUGGCACCGAAAGCGAUCAACCUAUCUGGGCGGUUUCAACCUUCCCUCGAUCGGAGGGCUAUCUUUUCACAACUGGCAGCCUCUGGCAAAAGUGCAAAGCCUCCUCGGCUUUCGAAGUUGACGGCUCGAGCACAACUUCUCCAUUACCGAGGACAGGCUGCGAAGCAUGGACGAGUUGCUUCCACACGACGGUAUAUGGAACUGGAGGUUUGACUAGUACUUGCGAUGGAGAGUAUGGAUCCUGUUACUCAGAUAUCAUGUUCACCACCUCUGGCGCUUCUGACGCAUACACUCGUAUCUACUGCGACUGGACGGGGAGUCAUCCAUUACUGUCUACAACUCUGUACAAGGAGCUUCCGGCAAACGCGAACCCAACAUCAGUCGUAUCCCAAUCAGAAGCCUCCGCUACACCGGUAUCGAACAGCAACCCGUCGCCUUCGGCAUCUACUCCAUCUCCGACAGCGAGUCCUUCUAACGAGGAAAGUCAAUCCCCUGGUGGCGGCGGUGCGGGCAAUACCGCUAUAAUCGCGGGUAGCGUUGUCGGAGGUCUUGCAGUCAUUGCAUUCGCUGGUGUAGCUAUCUUGUACAUCCUUAAGCGCUCGAAGCGCCAUGCCGCGGGCGCUCCGAUUCCGUCCAGCGAUGGCGACUCUGCAGAUCCCCACGGUACGCCAGAGAUGACAAGAGAUGGAUACCCAGAGGCACCGGCAUAUUCACCAAUGGCGACGAAGUACGGUCACACAAUCAACGGAGGUGAGCUUGAUGGGCAGCAUGGAACGGCGGAGCUGGGUGGCGUGCCGCUACAUGAGGCUGAGGGACGACGAUAG
This is a messenger RNA of Alternaria burnsii, 897 nucleotides long. RefSeq lists its product as uncharacterized. Bases 1 to 897 code for a protein of 298 amino acids. The transcript has 4 exons. The record is from RefSeq and is a predicted model, not a curated record. NCBI's taxonomy places the organism in Eukaryota, Fungi, Ascomycota, Dothideomycetes, Pleosporales, Pleosporaceae.